AUGGGGCGCGCAACGAACGCCUCACUCCGGGUCUUCCAGGCCUGCCUGGCCGCGGCCGGCAUUGCGCUUUCAGCCUACGUCAUCAACUGGUUCUUGACCGACACGCGGCACGGCUCGCCCGGGGCAGUCACCUUCCUCGCCUUCGCCUCGGGCGUCUCCCUGGUGUCGGUCCUGUACCUGGAGCUCGUGCCCCGGGUGUGCCCGCGCAUCUGGAACCCGUACGUCACGCUCGCCUUUGAGGGCACCAACACGGCACUGUACUUUGGCGGCUUCAUUGCGUACGCCGUCUUCCUCGGCACGCUGAAGUUUUGUCGCGGCACCGUGUGCCUGGCGGGCCGGGCCGAGUCGGUGGUUGCGGCGGCGGCGUUUUGCGCGUGGAUUGCGUCGACCAUCCUGACGGCCAAGACUAUCAUCAUCAGUCGCGGCCGGGCUGCUGAGCCUCAGGCUAAGGCCUUGUCGGCGCGAGCGGUGUGA
Purpureocillium lilacinum is the source of this 474-nucleotide messenger RNA. RefSeq lists its product as uncharacterized. The record is from RefSeq and is a predicted model, not a curated record. NCBI's taxonomy places the organism in Eukaryota, Fungi, Ascomycota, Sordariomycetes, Hypocreales, Ophiocordycipitaceae. Gene Ontology annotation, cellular component: membrane.